This is a messenger RNA of Trematomus bernacchii (emerald rockcod), 767 nucleotides long. RefSeq names its product B-cell receptor CD22-like. The record is from RefSeq and is a predicted model, not a curated record. NCBI's taxonomy places the organism in Eukaryota, Metazoa, Chordata, Actinopteri, Perciformes, Nototheniidae. The coding region runs from base 1 to 522 and encodes 173 amino acids. The transcript has 6 exons.
AUGAUGCUGCACGCCUCCUUACAAGGACAGGCAGAUCCUCCAAAGCUCCCCUCUGUGUCAGUGAGUCCCUCUGCUGAGAUAGAGGAGGGCAGUUCAGUGACUCUGACCUGUAGCAGUGAUGCUAACCCAGCAGCUAGCUACACCUGGUACAAGGAGGAUGAAGACUCUCCAAAAGCUUCAGGACAGAUCUUCAACAUCACUGACUUCAGAGCUGAACACAGUGGGAGUUAUUCCUGUGGAGCCCAGAACAAGUUAGGACGUAGUAACUCCACCUUACAUCUGACUGUUGGAACAGGGAGUUCACCAAUGAUAGUGAAUAUCAUCAGGACGACUCUGGGGGUCUUGAUGCUGGUUCCUGUGUUUCUCCUGAGUCUGUGGACGAGGAAGAAGAAAGCUCUGCGCUCCACCACUGAAGCACAUGAACCUGAAGAGAUAGAGUUGGACUCUAUCCCUGAGUAUGAGAACAACUCACACACUGCAGCACAGAGAGAAGACAGAGAGGAGCAGGAAGACCUGGUGUGAAGUCCAGUCAGAUUAGAGCCUCCUGCAUCAGACGCUCACCUGAUGGAAACAAAGAAGAAGGACGUUGAAAUGUCCCUGAGGAGAGCGAGGCUGUGCACGAUGUGUGCGAAGUGGAUAUAUUCACGUUCAACUCUUAAAGCUUUUACUGUCAGUUUUCAGUAGCAGCAGCUUGUAGCUUUAGGCGCCGUUUACACGAGGAGAAAACUGCUUGUAUCUGCAUAGUUUCGCGUGCGUAUAGCCCUAUU